Messenger RNA from Aspergillus neoniger CBS 115656, 310 nucleotides. RefSeq lists its product as uncharacterized. The record is from RefSeq and is a predicted model, not a curated record. Lineage: Eukaryota; Fungi; Ascomycota; Eurotiomycetes; Eurotiales; Aspergillaceae. Bases 11 to 190 code for a protein of 59 amino acids. The transcript has a single exon.
GGGGACGACAAUGGGCUUGGUUCACCUGUAUGGCAGGAGGUCGUUAGCUUCUGUUCUGCCAACAUCCCUUUGCUCCCUCGCUAGUUGUGAUAUCAUCCGCUUCUCCUGCGCCCCUCCCGAAUACACCCUUCAGCAAUGUGGAAUGAAGUGGCUGACUUGUUCCGAGAUGCAUAUCCAAGUAUGUGGGUAAACGGUCUGGAUAAGUCGAUUUGGAUUCCCAUAGGUUGGACAACCACUCUGGCGAAAGUUCGACACGGUCGUCGUUUCGCUCUUGCAGCUUUUCCUUCCCAGGCCGAAGCGCCUUGGUCGC